UCCUUACAGGUGAAUUCUAAGCUCUCAAUGGAAAUCAGGAAUCAGACGCAAGUGGUGGAAUUUAUCUUCCUGGGUUUCUCUGGCAUUGCAUACGGUCACAUGUACCUCUUCCUGGCAUUCUUAGCCAUUUACUUGGUCACUGUACUGGGGAACCUCAUGAUAUUUAUUAUGAUUCAACUGGAUUCCCACCUCCAUACCCCCAUGUAUUAUUUCCUCAGCCAUCUCUCCUGCUUAGAUAUUUGCAUCUCCUCGGUCACCGUCCCGAAGAUCCUGGUGAACUUCUUGUGCCAGCAACAGACCAUCUCCUACAACCAGUGUAUGGCACAGAUGUUCUUCCUUAUGUCUUUCACAGGGACGGAGGCUGCAUUGCUGGCCAUCAUGGCCUAUGACCGCUAUGCCGCCAUCUGUAAACCUUUGCAUUACUCCCACCUCAUAAAUACCAAGCUGUGCAUCCUGCUAGCCUUUGCCACUUGGCUCUGGGGCUUCCUAAAUUCCGCUCUUCAUACAGCUCUCAGCUCCAGAUUGUUCUUUUGUGGAGUCAAUCAGAUUCCUCACAUCUUUUGUGAUGUCCCCCCACUGUUGACAAUUUCUUGCAAUGAUGCACACAUCAAUGAAAUGACUCUCCGCAUAGCAAGCCUUUUUGUGGCUGGGGGACCCUUCUUCUUCAUCAUUCUCUCCUAUGUCUUCAUCCUGUCCUCCAUCUUGAAGAUCCGUUCCACUACUGGCAAACGCAAAGCUUUUUCCACCUGUACUUCUCACCUCAUUGUUGUAAUAAUUUACUAUGGAAAUGGACUACUUAACUAUGACCGUCCAAGUGCUGGCUAUUCUUUAGAGACUGACACUCUGGUCUCUACCAUGUACUGCAUAAUCACCCCUAUGGUCAACCCCCUCAUUUACAGCCUCCGCAACAAGGAGAUGAAAGGGGCCCUGAAGAAGUUUUUGGAAGGCCAGAGAAAGUUUAAACACCUCCAGUCUAUAAGUUAG
Euleptes europaea (tarantolino) is the source of this 984-nucleotide messenger RNA. RefSeq names its product olfactory receptor 5V1-like. Gene Ontology annotation, cellular component: membrane. Bases 28 to 984 code for a protein of 318 amino acids. Gene Ontology annotation, biological process: G protein-coupled receptor signaling pathway. The record is from RefSeq and is a predicted model, not a curated record. Lineage: Eukaryota; Metazoa; Chordata; Lepidosauria; Squamata; Sphaerodactylidae. The transcript has a single exon. Gene Ontology annotation, molecular function: olfactory receptor activity; G protein-coupled receptor activity.